Messenger RNA from Cloeon dipterum, 2367 nucleotides. RefSeq lists its product as uncharacterized. Bases 42 to 1421 code for a protein of 459 amino acids. Lineage: Eukaryota; Metazoa; Arthropoda; Insecta; Ephemeroptera; Baetidae. The transcript has 6 exons. The record is from RefSeq and is a predicted model, not a curated record.
AACAGUUGCAGUUCGACAUUGUCCACAAAAGCAACGAAAUCAUGCUCGUGAAAAUUUCUUCCCAAACUUUUCUUUUAGGAUUCCUGGUAGCCUCAAUUAUAGCUUACUCUGAUAAGAUGGAUUGUGGGAUAGAAUCCAAAACUAGUGUGCGCAACGGGACGGUGAUCAAAAACGGAGAUCUGCUCACUUCUGACGGAAGAAUUUACAAAAACGGCACAUUCUGGUACGAAUACAACUGGUGGUGGAUCUGUCCGUGCCUGAUGCCUGGACCUUGUAUAAGGACAUGUGCUAAGGCCCCAAGAAACGAAACACUAUUAAUCGAGAUUUGGGAUGGCAUUAACUCUACAUCAGUUGGCCUUACGGAUCAUUUCAAUGUUGUUUAUGAUGCAUUUUGUCUCGACAAGACAGCUCUUGUUGGACCAGAAGCUAAUAAUUCCUACGAAUUUUUAUCUAAUGGUACCUUAGUGAUACUCAACGAUGGCUCCAAUGCAUCAUUCCACCCUGAAAUUUACUGUGUUGAUUUCACGGAGGAACUUCAAUUGACUGCAUAUGAAUGCUAUGACUUCCGAAAUGAAGAGAAAGAUAUUUGGAUCGAUGUUAUUCUUGUUACAAACAUGUUUUUCACAGUCCUAGCGUUUUUAGCAUAUCAAUUUUUGCCUGAAACAAAAACAUUGCACACCCAGACAAUUUGUGGCUACACAUCAAGCUACUUCGUUUUCUCCCUGACCCUUAUUUUCUAUUAUCACAACGAAUUUUCAGAAGUUUUCGUCUACAUUAUCCAGCUUAUUUCCCCGUGUGCAAUGCUUGCAUCAUUUUUAUGGGUCACUGUGAUGUGUUUCGAUAUUUACACUACUUUCAGGUCAUUCAAGCCAAAAAAAUGCAGCAUUAAAUUUUGGCAAGCAUCUGCCUUCGCAUGGGGAAGCCCAGUAGUGGCAUAUGCCUCCUGUAUUUUGUGGAAUUUUCUCUCAUUGGUAUUAACGUCGGAAGCCGAAAGAGCCACAAGGUUAAAUGUUCUAGAUCAAACAUUUGAAGACACUCUGCCAGUCUUUGUUUUCGUCAUAGGAGCAACAAUUUUGAUCAACGUAGGUUUGCUUUUAUCGACCAGCUUCAAUGUAUUUAAAGCUAUAUUGGAGGGCAUGAGGAACUUGCAAACCAGCGAAAGCAGAAUUCAGUCUUCGGAAAAUGACGUCAAGCAGUUUCUAUUGGUAUUCAUUAAGUUGUUCAUUUUAAUGGGUGGUGACUUUGCUCUUGUUAUGGUGGCAAUUAUUUUACAAUAUCAAACCCUGAACCAAGUUCUUGUAACUAUUGUAAGUUGUCGAGGACUUUUGCUGUUUAUAUUGUGUAUGAAAUCUAACAGUAUCACUCAAAGUCCCUCCUGGAAAGCUUUCAAGGAUUGCUUGAGUCGGAAACCGCAGACAUAAUUUUUGUAUUUUAUUUUUUCAUCAUUUACACUAAUAAUCGAGGAUAUUUGUGGGAUGGUAUGGUUACUAUGGGUUUCUCAAAAUUGAACAAAUUGAAACAGUUGGCGCCCAAUAACAUAACAAAAUAUGGAAUUAGACUUGUACACGCCACAUCUAUUUUAAUUGGUUUGGCUGCUAGACUGAAAAAAGUAUGAAGAUAUAAACGGACUGGUCCUCGUUAGUUGUUGGUUUCAGUUUUGAGACUUUUAUUGUUCUACUCGACAUGUUUCAGCUCCAACUGGCGCCAUAAUCACGAGAUUGUAUAUUAGUAAACAUUGUCAUGAAAUAUUGUAAUGUAUAUGUGACAUGUUUAAAAAAUUGUCAAAAUAAGAAAUUAAAUGCAGCUUCCUCAGAGUAAAGAGAGCUGUUUUCCAUGUUUUUACAGAAAAGGUCCUGUUUUACUAGUUUCGCCUAUAUACUGCUACUGGCUACAGCCUUAAUUCUCAUGAGCUAGAAUGGGAACAUGAGUUUCAAUUCGAGUUUAUUUAGAAAGUGUUUGUAGAGAAAUAUGAAAAAUAAAUAGCUUGCGCUUCACACAGAGGAAGCAGCAUUAAAAAUCGUCAGACAAUUAUGACAAACUCGCGUGCUCUAGCCUUCAUUGGCAUCUACCAAGAAUAUGUUAAUAAAAAAGGUGUUUGGUAACCUGAGUGAAUUAACAAAUUGUUGGCCAUAGAUAAUAAGUUUUAAAUUAUCUUGAUUAUAUUAAUGCAGUACAAUAUUCCGAGUUUGUGUCAAAUAUGAUCAAUGUAGGUUUUUUGCUUCUAUUUUUGCACCAGUUGUCAAAGAAGAGUGUUCCAUCACAGCUAUUUAAAUUAUUGCUAUAAUCCCCAGCACAUAACAUGUGACAAGUAGUUUAAUUAAUGGAUGGUAUUAAAAAAUAAUGUUAAUAAAAGCCAAUCCAAAUUUC